Messenger RNA from Aspergillus aculeatus ATCC 16872, 1860 nucleotides. RefSeq names its product putative chitin biosynthesis protein (Chs5). Gene Ontology annotation, molecular function: protein dimerization activity. Gene Ontology annotation, cellular component: trans-Golgi network; exomer complex. Lineage: Eukaryota; Fungi; Ascomycota; Eurotiomycetes; Eurotiales; Aspergillaceae. The transcript has 2 exons. The record is from RefSeq and is a predicted model, not a curated record. Gene Ontology annotation, biological process: conjugation with cellular fusion; Golgi to plasma membrane transport. Bases 209 to 1588 code for a protein of 459 amino acids.
ACUCCAUCUCCUCCUCCGACUUGACUUACGUACUCCUCCUCUUCCUCAUCUUUCUUGUCAUCGCGCCGGCAAGACUGCCUGGACAGAGACUUCAAUUCCUGGGCAUUAAAUACCCCUUGUGUUUCAUCGUAAAUCAUUGAGUUUGCGCGCUAUCUCUGGUCGCUCCGCCGGUACACUUUACAGCUUGCGCUCCUCCACCUAAUCCGCCAUGUUGGUAUCCUUGACUGUCGGGAAGGUCGACGCCGGAGUCGCCGUCCUCUUGACUCAAGACAACAGAUUGAUCGAAUUCCCCUCCGUGCUCCUGCCUAACAACAUCACAUCCGGUAGCAUCGUCGACAUCACCGUCGCGCGCAACCACGCCGCCGAAACUGCCAGCGCAACCGCCUUCCAGACGCUGCAGAAACGCAUCCUCAACACCUACGGCGUCAAGACCCCCACGCCUCCGAUCCUCCGCCUCCGCAACGCAACCCAGACCUCCCUCGUCCUCGAAUGGGAUCCCAUCGACCUGGCCACCGCGUCGCUGAAAUCCCUUUCCCUCUAUCGCAAUGGCUCCAAGGCCGGCUCGAUCCCUCGCCCGCUCGAGACACGUAGCACCAAGAUCAGCGGCCUGGCCAUCCACACCGAGUACACCUUCCACCUGGUGCUGCGCACCACCGCGGGGACCUACCAGUCCGAGAAGCUCGUCUGCCGCACCCACAAGAUGACCGAUCUGUCCGGCAUCACGGUCACGGCGGGCGUGCUGCACCCGCAGCAGAAGGAUGCGCUCGCGGCCGCGCUCGACCGCAUCGGCGGGAAGCUGAUCGACACCGUCCGCAUCGAUACCACGCAUUUUGUCUGCACGGAGGGCCGCGGCCCCCUCUGGGAGAAGGCGGUCGAGAUGAACAUUCCCGUGGUCGUGCCCGAGUGGGUCGAUGCCUGUGAGGCCGAAGGCACCAUCGUCAGCGUCCGCGGCUACUAUCUGAAUGCGGAUCCCAAGGCCCGUCAGCUGGGGCCCAUUCAUGGCUCCACGCAGCAUCAGCGCACGACAUCGACCGCGACGUCGCUCCUGACCGCCGCCACGGGUCAGCCUCAGAUCAGCCAGAACCCAAACCCAACCCCGAGCCCGAACCAAACCCAGGACCAGGACCAGAAUCCGAUCCAGAACCAGUCGCCAUCACCUUCGCCAUCGAACCUGGCCCCCUCGGGAGCCCUGCAGGUACAGCAGCAGCUCGAGGACCCACCGCUUACCCCAUUCCCCGGAGCCGAAAUGACAGGUCAACCGACAGCGGAAGAGAGGGAGGUCUCGUCCGACGAAGGUCGACUGUCCCCACCACCGCCGGUACCCCCCAAAGACGACGAGGAAGAAGCGAGGGAGGACGAGCACGCGGAGGACGAGCGACCCGUUCAAGAGGAGCACGAUACGGCGGAGGUAGCAACGUCCGCGGACGCCAAAGCCAGCGAUAGCGAUCAUGACGAACAGACAAGCACAGCAGAUGACCAAUCCGACCACCACAUAGAGGAGAACAAGGGCAAACCAUCAGGAGACGAUAAGGAUAAGGAGCGCCAUUCCAAGGAAGGUGAAGGUGAUUUCAAUGAAGUUCCACUAUAGUGUUGUCGCUGCUGCUGUUCAUUAAGCCAUACUUCCGGCUAUUUCUUUUCUUUUGUUAUUUUCAUCUUUUUUCAUCUUCUACUUUUUACCCAUUACUGCGACGAUCUUCAAAUGGACCUUAUUUAGUAGCGCCUAUGAAUGUAUAGCCGAUAGAGGAAAAGAAUAAUCAGUCAACCGGCUCUAGAUUCCCGAAGCCAUGCUCCAUUACCAUGAGCGUUUCUAUCUUGCCGAAUGCAUGGUAUUAUCCCACCGGUUGUAGUUGUGUUUGUUUG